AUAGGAACAAGGGGUUGGGGAUUUAGCUCAGUGGUAGAGCGCUUGCCUAGCAAGCGCAAGGCCCUGGGUUCGGUCCCCAGCUCUGAAAAAAAAAGAAAAAAGAAAAAAAGAAUAAUAGGAACAGAGGAAGAAGAUUCUCAGCCCCAAGCCCCAGAAAAUAUUUUCAACAAAAAUCAUAAAAGAAAAUCUCCCUAAUCUAGAGAAAGAGAUGCUUAUAAACAUAUAAGAAGCUGACAGAACACCAAAUACAUUAGAUAAGAAAACUCUGUAUAACAAUACAAACAUUAUAAAACAAAGGAAAAAUAUUAAAAACUGCAAGGGAAAAAGCCAUGUAAUAUAUAAAGGCAGAUCUAUCUUACACCUGACUUCUCAACAAAGACUUUAAAAGCCAGAGAGAGGCUCCUGAGCAGAUGUCUUCUAGACUCUAAAAGACCACACCUGUCAGUCCAAACUACUAUACCCAGCAAAACUUUUAAUCACUAUAAAUGGAGAAAACAAGACACUCCAUUACAAAACCAAACUUGAACAAUAUCUAUCCACAAAUCCAUCCCUACAGAAGAUAAUACAAGGAAAACUCUAACCAAAGGAGGUCAACUACACCCAAAGCAAUAUAAGAAAUAAAAAAAUCCCACCACACAGACAGACAGACAGACAGACAGACACACACACACCACCACCACCACCACCACCACCACCAUCACUAAAAUCAAAAUAACAGGAAUAAACAGUCAUUGGACAUUAAUAUCUCUUAACAUCAAAGGAUUCAAUUUGCCAAUAAAAAGGAAUAGUCUAACAGAAUGGAUGUGAAAAAAGAAUUCCUCAUUCUCCUGCAUUAAAGAAACACAACUCAGCAAGGAAAUGGACAUUACCUUAGAGUAAAGGGCUGAAAAAGACUUUCCAAGUAAACUGAGACAAGAAGCUAGCCGGAGUAGCCAUUCUAAUACCUAAUAAAAAUAGACUUACAGCCAAAAGAAACGGGGAAGGACAUUUCAUAUUCAUCAAAGGAAAAUCCACCAAAAUUACAAAUCAAUUCUGAACAUCUAUUCUCCAAGUUCUAGGGUACACAGAUUCAAAAUAGAAACAUUACUAAAUCUUAAACCCUACACAUUAGUAUUGGGAAAAUUAAACAUCAUACACUUACCAAUGGAUAGCUCAGCAAGACAUAAACUUAGCGGAGAAAUAAUGAAACUAACUGACAUUAUAAAUCAAAUGGACUGAACAUAUCUGCAGAACAUUUCAUUCAAACACAAAAGACUAUACCUUCUUCCCAGCACCUCAUGAAACCUUCUCCAAAGCUGACCCCAUAAUUGGUCACAAAGCAAGCCUCAAUAGACACAAGAAGACUGAAGUAAUCCCUUGUAUCUUACCAGACUACCAUGGAUUAAAGCUGGAAUUCAACAAUACAAAAGAAAGCCUACAAACUCAUAGAUACUGAAGAACUGUCUAUACAAUAGCCCAUGGGUCGGGAAGAAACAAAGAAAGACUUUUCAUAAUUCAAUGAAUAUGAAGCCAUAAUGAAAGGAGAAUUAUAUGAAUUCUAGGUUUGGAGAUACAAAAUUAAAAGAAUAAACCCCAAAAGGCCACAGACCCAGGGCUAAGCCCUGCAGCCAGGACUAGCAGGCCAUAAAGAUAAAGGAGCACAGGAAACACUGUCCAGGCAGGACUGGCAAGCCAUAAAGAUAAGGAAAAGGAAUGCAGGAACCAGCCUGAGUUAAUGGGACUGAUUCAUGGGACGUCUGGCAGGAAGACAUCUCCCCCCAGCUCACUCAGGGCCAUAUUUCAACUAGGUGUCCUCCGGCCCCUGAUAAGCCCCUGACUUCUAGCACGUACUCUUUCUGCUUUGUUCUCACUGCUAUGUUUGAAUGAGCCAAUUGUAUGUAACCACGCCAAAACCCCCUAGCCUUCUCUAUAUAAACCUCUGACUUUUGAGUUUCGUGGUCGACACCUCUGUCUCCUGCAUGGGAUACGUGUCGGCCCAGAGAUCUCUGUAAUAGGUCUCCGUAAUAAACCUCACCUUUGCUUAUUACAUCCAAAAUGGUCUCUCUGUGUCUGGGGUCCGCGAUUUCCCAAGACUUGAGUAAGGGUCUCUCUGCAUGGGAUCUUUCAAUAACAUAUCCAAACUUAUGGGACACAAUGAAAACAGUACUAAGAGGAAAGUUCAUAGCACUAAGUGCUCUCAUAAAGAAACUGGAGAGAUCUUAUGCAACUUAACUGCACAACUAGAAGUUCUAGAAUAAAAAGAAGGAUACAAAAGGAAAAGGGAGGCAAACCCUUAGACAAACUAAAUGAAAGACGGAGAGAAAAUAUCCAAAUUAACAAAAUCUCAAAGGAAUGGGGAGCAUAACGGCAGACACUGAGGAAUUCCAAAGAAUUACUUCCAAAGGUCUGACUCAAAAUAGCCCAAGGCCAGAAGGUUUUAGUGCAAAAUUCUUCCAGACUUAAAGAAGAGCUGAUACUAAUACUCCUCAAACUAUUCCACAAAAUAGAAACAAAAGAAACAUUGCCAAAUUUAUUCUAUGAGGCUAUAGUCACCCUGAUACAUAAACAAAGACUCAAUAAAGAAAUAAAUUUUUAGACCAAUUUCCCUUAUGAACAUUGGUGCUAAAAUACUCCCAAAAUGAAUUCAAGAACACAUAAAAGACAUUAUCCACCAUGACCAGGUAGGGUUCGUAUCAGUGACUUAGGGAUAGUUCAAUAUACAGAAAAUCCAUCCUGCCACCUCUAUGCCCACGUUCAUCAGACCUACUACUGAUCCUGAAACAUACAGGUAAGAUUCCCUUCCCCUUCCCACACCCAUAUUCCUUGCCCGCUGAGUCCUCUGGAGCACCCCCAGCUGCCCUGAUCAGCCUGCUCUCUCCACUGAACCCACUUUCUUCUGUCACCUCUCUACCCUCUUUCAGCAGACCUGUUGAUCCGGAGUCCUGGAGCACAAGGACACCCAUCUGAGGCCUGCCAUACGAGGAUUGGCAGCCUCCCAAUAUCUACUACAACAGGAACACCCAGGGAUUAAAGCCAUCCAGAUGGCUAAAGGCCCUCGAAAGAGACAAUCAACAAAAGCCAGGACAAUAUGACACCCUCAGAGCACAGCUCCCAUCCUACAGCAAGGUCUGGAUAUCUAAUACCACCAAAGCACAAGAAAAUGACCUUAAAUCCAUUGUUAGAAAGAUGAUAGGGGCCUUUAAAGAGAAAAUGAAUAAAUCCAUUAAAGAAAUACAGGGAAAUAUAUUGAAACAGGUAGAGGUCUUUGAAGAGGAAACAAAGCCUUCAAAGAAAUAGAGGAACAUUCAACUAAACACGUAAAGGAGAUAAAACUAUUCAAGACCUGAAAAUGGAAAUAGGAGCAGUAAAGAAAACACAGACUGCUGGAGUCCUGGACAUGGAAAACUUAGAGAACAGGAACAACAGAUGCAAUUAUCACCCACAGAAUACAGAAGAUGGGAGAGAAAACCUCAGACAAAGAAAAUACCAUAGAAGUGAUUUAUCACUCAAAGGAAAUGUUGAAUCUAAAAAAUUCCUGACACAAAACAACCAGGAAAUCCAGGAUACCAUGAAAAGACCUAACUCAAUAAUAGAAAGAUAAGGAAAAGAGCCACUGCUCCAAGGACCAGGAAAUAUUUUCAACAAAAUUAUAGAAAACUUUCUCAACUUAAAGAAGGAGAUGUCUAUAAACAUACAAGAAACUUAUAGAACACUAAUUAGGUUGGACCAGAAAAGAAAAUCAUCCCACCACAUGCUAAACAAAACAUAAAACCUACAGAACAAAGAAUAUUAAAAACAGCAAGGGAACAAUGCCAGGUAACAUACGAAGGCAGACCUAUCAGAAUUACACCCGAAUUCUCAAUGGAGACUCUAAAAGCUAGAAGGGCCUGGGCAGAUCUUACAAGCUUUAAAAAGAAUAAGAGAUGCCAACCUGGACUACUAUACCCAGCAAAACUCUGAAUAACCAUAGAUGGAGGAAACAAGAUUGUUAAGACUAAUUCAAAUUCAAACAACAUCUAUCCACAAACCCAGCCCUACAGAAAUAAUAGAAGGAAAACUCCAUAACUACACCCAAGCAAAUGCAGGCCACACACACACACACACACACACACACACACACACACACACACCACCACCACCACCACCACCACCACCACCACCACCAUCAAAAUAACAGGAAUUAACAAUCACUGGUCAUUAAUAUCUCUCAACAUUAAUGGAUUCAAUUCCCCAAUAAAAAGCUGCAAGCUAACAGAAUGGAUGCAAAAACAGCACCCAUUAUUCUGAUGCAUACAAGAAACACACAUGAACUAUAAGGACAGACAUUAACUCAGAGUAAACAUUUUCCAAGCAAACCCCAAAAGCAAGCUGGAGUAGCCAUUCCAAUACCAUAUGAAAUAGACUUUCAACAAAAAUUAAAAGAGGCAGGGAAGGACGCUUUGUACUCGUCAAAGGAAAUAUCUACCAAGAUGACAUCUCAAUUCUGAACAUCAACACGCAUUCCCAUAUUUAUAAAAGAAACAUUGCCAAAGUGUAAACAGCACAAUGAACCCCACCCAUUAAUGGUGUGAAACUUCAAAAUGCCACACUCUCACCAACUGACAGGUCAUGAGACAAAAACUAAGCAGAGAAAUAAUGAAACCGACUGACAUCAUGAAUCACAUGGACCUGACCCAUCUACAGAAUGUUUCACCCAAACACAAAAGAUUAUCCCUUCAUCUCACCACCUCAUGGAUCCUUCUCCAAAACCGACCACAUCGCAAUCCCCAACAGAUACAGGAAAAUCCAAAUAAUGCCUUGUAUCUGAUCAGACAACCAUGGACUAAAGCUGGACUUCAACAGCAGCAGACACCCAAGAAAGCCUGUCCACUCAUGGGAACUGAACUCAGUGAUCCCUGGGUCAGGGAAGAAAUGGAAGAGUUUCUAGAAUCAAGUGAAAAUGAAGGCACGGCAUACCCAGAUUUAUGGAACACAAGGAAAGCAGUGCUCAGAAGGAAGUCCAUAGCACUAAGCGCCUCCUGAAAGAAAUUAGAAAGUUCUUAUACUGGCAGUUUAUAAGUGCACCGGAAAGCUCUAGAAAAAAAAAAAAAGAUGCAAGCAUACAGAAGAGGAAUGUGAGGCAGGACGGAAAUCAAAAUGAGGGCUGAAAUCAAUCAAUUAGGAUCAAAGAAAGCAAUACAGAGAAUCAGUAAAAACCAAGAGGUGGUUCUUUGAGAAUAUUAACAAGGUAGGCAAACCCUUAGCCAAGCUAACCGACAGACAAGUAUCCAAAGAAACAAAAAUAGGAAAUAAAAAGACACAACAACAGAUGCUAAGUAAAUUCAAAGAAUCAUUGAGCCUUACUUCAAACGCCUGAAAUUCACAGAAUUGAAAAAUCUUAAUGAAAUGGUUGGUUUUCUACACAGAUAUCACUUACCAUAGUUAAACAAACAUCAGAUAAACUAUUUAAACAGCACUAUAACCCCUAAGGAAAUAGAAGCAGUCAAAAAAGGUCUCCCAACCAAAAAAAAAAAAAAAAAAAAAAGCCCAGGGCCAGAUGGUUUUAAUGCAGACUUCUACCAGAAUUUCAAAGAAGAGCUAACAAUACUCAUUAAACUAUUCCACAAAACAUAAACAGAUAGUAUGCCGCCAUACUCAUUCUAUGAAGUCGCAGUCACCCUGAUACCUAAGCCACACAAAGACUCAACAAAGAGAAUUUCAGACCGAUUUCUCUUAUGAACAUUGAUGCAAAAAUACUCAAUAAAAUACUCACACACUGAAUUCAAGAGCAUAUCAAAGACAUAAUAAUCUAACAUGAUCAAGUAGGCUUCAUCCCAGGGAUGCAAGGAUGAUUCAGUAUAUGAAAAUCUAUCAACCUAACCCAUCAUAUGAUCAAAAUGAAAGAAAAUAACCACAUCAUCAUUCCAUUAGAUGCUGAAAAUCCCUUUGACAAAAUCGAACACCCUUUCAUGUUAAAAAUUGUAUAUAACUUUAAUUUUUUCAAAACCUAUUUUUAAUGACCUUUUAACCCAAAACCCACCAGAUAUAGUGGAAAAGAAAGGAUAUGGGGGAACUGGACCUGUUUAGCAAGGUUCUUUGGAGCAUUCCUGUCUGUGUUGUCUGGAAAUUGGCAGUUCGGUUCAUAGGUUAGCAGGCAGUGACAGGUCACAAACACUUCAGGGAUACAGCAGCAGUUCAGUUCUAUAGAGUCAGCAUAGCAACGGCAGUGACAUGACCUAGCAGAGACAGCCAGUCCUCAGCCUUGGCUCAAGUCAGCAGGAGGGACCAACAGGAACACCAGGAGAAGUUCUCAGCUGUGCAUCUCUCAGGGAAGCAAAGAUCAGUGAAGAUCAGCGAAGAUUCGAGACCCUCAAGUUUUGCACAGCUAGUUGUACUAGCAAGCCAAGCUCUGUCUCCGUACUCCGUGGAGUCCUAUUUAUACCCUCUAAACAUCAUGUGUCCUCCAUGUGCCUUGCCUUAGCACAUAUCUUGCCUCAACAUGAGUGUCUGGCUCAGCUGACAUCACUCUGCCAAUCAGCCCAAGUUCUCGGAAGUGACAAGAAACUGCAGCACACCAUCAGAAGUUUUUUGGUGUGUUUCUCUCUGCGGAGUCCCAAAAAAAUGCAGCUCAACUGCGCAAUGCAAGGCAGACCAAUACAUGCAUGUUGUUAGCAAAGAAUCCUUUAUCACAUCUCCUUUCGUUUGCUUGCCUCAGCAGAACAUCCUCUCUCCUGUGUCUGCUUCAGCAAAUUGUUCCUUCACAAGUCUGCCUGAGCCUUUCAGACCCAUGUCCACUUCAGCUAAAUGUCCCUUCACGUGUUUGCCCCAGCACAACACCGUCUAAUGCAACUGACUCUUCAAAGAACCCUUAACGUUUUCCCUUCAGUCCCACAGAGAUCAGGGUUAUAAGGCACAUACCUAAAUAUAGUAAAAGCAAUAUGCAACAAGCAAUAACCAACAUCAAAUUAAAUGGAGAGAAACUUGAAGCAAUUCUACUACAGUCAGGGACAGGAGGAGGCUGCCCACUCUCUCCUUAUCUAUUCAAUGUAGUGCAUGAAGUCCUAGCUAGAGAAAUAAGAAAACUAAAGGAGAUUAAGGAGAUAAAACUUAGAAAGGAAGAAGUCAAAUUAUUUUUACUUUUGGAUGAUAUGAUAUACAUAAGUGACCCCCAAAAUUCUACCAGAGAACUCCUUAUAGCUCACAAACACUUUCAACAAAGUGGUUGGAUACAAAGUUAAUUAAAAACAAAAGUCAAUAGCCCUCCUUUAUACAAAUGAUAAAUGGACUGAGAAAGAAAUUAGGAAAACAACACCAAAAUUUUACAAUAUCCAAGAAUAAUAUAAGAUAACUUGGUGUAACCAUAACCAAAUAAGCAAAAGACCUAUAUGACAAAAACUUCAAUUCGCUGAAGAAAGAAAUUGAGGAAAAUACUAGAAGAUGGAAAGAUCCCCCAUUCUCAUGGAUCGGUAGGAUUAACAUAGUGAACAUGACCAUCUUACCAAAAGCAGUCAUACACAUUCAAUGCAAUUUCCAUCAAGAUUCCAACACAGUUCUUUACAGACCUUGGAAGAGGAAUUCUCAGCUUCAUAUGGAAAAACAAAAACAAAAAACAGGAUAGAGAAGACAAUCUUGAACAAUAAAAGAAUUUCUGGCAGAAUCACCAUCCCUGACCUCAAACUGUACUCCAGAACAAUAGUAAUAAAAACUGCGUGGAAUGAACAGGUUGACCAAUGGUAUCAAACUGAAGAUGCUGAAAUAAACCCAUAUGCCUAUAGACACUUGAUCUCUGACAAAGAAGGCAAAACCAUACAAUGGAAGAAAGAAAGCAUGAAAGAAAGAAACAAAUGGUGCUAGUCUAACUGGACACCUGUCUGUAGAAGAAUUCAAAUCGAUCUAUAUCUAUCGCCCUGCAUAAAACUGGAGUCCAUGUGGAUCAAAGACCUGAACAUAAUACCAGAUACACUAAAUCUGAUAGAAGAGAAAGUAAGGAAUAACCUUGAAUUGGUUGAAACAGGAGAUGACAUCCUAAACAGAACACCAGUAGCACAGACACUAAGAUUAAUAAUAAAUAAACGGGACUUCAUGAAACCAGAAAGCUUCUGUAAGGAAAAGAAUACCAUCAAACAAACAAACAAAAAGCAGGUUACAUGAUGGAAAAAGAUCUUUACCAACCCUACAUCUGACAGAGGGUUUAUAGCCAAAGAUAUAUAUAAAACCAAAUAACCAAAUUUAAAAAUGGGACACAGAGCUUAGUAGAGAAUUCUCUAGAGAGCUAUCUCUAAUGUGCAAGAAGCACUUAAAGAAAUGUUCAACAUCUUUAGUCACCAGAAAAACAUAAAUAAGAACAACAGUAACAUUUCAUUUUACACCCCUCAGAAUUGCUAAGAUUCAUCAAAACUCACAUGAGAGCACAUACUGGCAAGAUUGUGGAACAAGGGGAACACCCUUCCUCUUCUGGUGUGAGUGCAAACUUGUACAACCCUUUGGAAAUCAUUUUGGUGGGUUCUUAGAAAUCUGAGAAUAGUUCUAUUUUACUCCUGGGUAUAUACCCAAAACAUGGUCCACCCUACGAAAAAACCACUUGCUCAACUAUGUUCAUAGGUACUUUAUUCAUUAUAGCCAGAAGCUGGAAGCAACCCACAUGUUACUCAACUGAAGAACGAAUAAAGAAAAUGUGGUUCAUUUGCAUAACGGAAUACUACUCAGCUAGGAAAAACAAGUACAUCAAGAAUUUUGCAGGCAAGUGAAUGAAACUAGAAAAUUUCAUUCUGAAUGAGGUAACCCAGACCCAAAAGGACAUGCGUGGUAUGUACUCACUUAUAAGUGGAUAUUAGCCAUAAUACCCAAAGGAGCUAAGUAACAAGUAGUGCCUGAAGGAAGAUUUUUUAAGGUUUUAAAAUUUUAUUUAUAUGAGUACACUGCUGCUCUCUUCAGAUACACCAGAUGGCAAUGGAUCCCAUUACAGGUGGUUGUGAACCACCAUGUGGUUGCUGGGAAUUGAACUCAGGACCUCUGGAAGAGUAGUCAGUGCUCUUAACCACUGAGCCAUCUCUCCAGCCCCACAAGGGAGGAUUCUCGAAUCUCACUCAGAAUGGGAAAAUAGACCAGCAUCCAUAACGUAAUCUUUGAACAGGUAAAAACCAAAGAGAGAAAACAGCAAUGGGAAUUGUUGCCAGUAGUUUCAUUUGGACUUUAUACAAGUGACUCAUUUUGUUGUUGUUGUUGUUGUUGUUGUUGUUGUUGAGACAGGAUCUCCCAUUGCAUAGCCCUAACUGUCAUGAACACACUGUGUAGACCAGGCUGGCCUCACACACACACACACAGAUCUGCCUUCCUCUUCCUCCAGAGCUCUGGGAUAAAAGUGUGUGCCUAAUGCCCAGCUGCUUGCCAGCUGUUUGUUUAUUGAGAGAGGGUCUCUUUGUGUGCCCGCGUCAUUCUUUUAGAGUAGUUGUUACCCAGGUUCAUCUUGACCCCCUGGCAGAAUUAUGCUUUUCCUGAUAACCACAGGGGACUUAAUGCUAUCUGUGAAUCCGAGCUGUCUCCUUCAGCCGCCCCCUUUAGCUGCCUCUUAGAGCUGUGUUCUUUGAUAGAGCCUGAGCCUGAGUCAAGGUUUCUUCCUCUUGUAGGAAUGGGGCCCAUCUGGAGGGUACUCUUAGUGAACAAACUUUAACAUAAACAACAGGCAGUAACAUAAACUCUCUCAGCAACCCUACACUUCAAUCCUGGCGCAAAAUUUUCUUUCUGACAGUCUCUUGCAAGCCUGGUUAGCACACACACUAUCUUCCAGUCCUAUUGGAGACAGAGCUCCUGUAUCUGAAUUCAGUUCUGUGUGACUUAGCAUGUCCUAAUCAAGUUUACUCAUCAAUCCUUUAUAGUAUCGAUUUAUUUAAGUUCUUCUUGUAUCAGUACAAGCAUGGGAUUGCAGUGUCCCUAGAAGCCAGAAGAGAGUGUUGAGUCCCUUGGAGCUGGAGUCACAGGUAGUUGACAGUAAGUAGAAACUCCUUCAACCUCUGCAACAGCAGGACACGGUGUUAACCGCUGAACCUGUAACGGGUGUGUGGGUAUUCAGAGACUCACCAAGGUGAGCAUGAAGCUAUUUGAGCAAAGAAGAGGCUUUUAUGCAGCUCCUGAUGCAAAGGCUUCACCUGGUACUCAAGAUUCCCAAUUGUAGCCCAUAGCCACAUUAGGUCAGGAGUUUAUAAAGGAAAAAAAGAGAGCAUAAAGUUACAUUCAACAACUCUCUCUUCUUCCGGCCACUGACCUUGCACAGAUACCUUGUACAGAUAUCUUGUGCAGAUAUCUUGCAGGUAGGUGUCCUGGUUAUCUCCAGCUUUAAACAAGCUUUGUUUACAGAAGCAGAAGCGGUGGUUAACCUUGGGACCAUCUUGUGUAAGCAAUAGUUUUGUUAAAGCUGUACAAGACCAGAAUUUACCAAAACAACCUUCAACACUUGAAAGUCCAAUUUUGCUUUGUAAUUAAACUUUUACACAUAAAGGAAGCAAUUAACAUACCUAACGUUUGCCUCUAAAAGCCAUCUCCUUUAUCACCCAAGGGUUUUUUACCUUUGAUACCACCAACAGGUAUGAGAGAGAGAGAGAAAAAAAAUCCUGCUUCUUAUUUGAAUAUGAAAGAAAAGAAAAAAAAACCUGGGAGUUUUUACAUAUUAACCCCCCCCCCAAAAAAAUCUCAGCCUCUGUGUCUGAUUUUUGUUGAGUCUGAUAUAACCUUACGUAGAAGGUUAACCUGGAAUAUUCAAUUAGUUGUGGAAAGGCUUCUGCCUUAAAAUAUCCUUUAACAAAAACUAGUCAAUCUUUCCAUGAGGCCAGGGCUUGACCAGGAUGCAUCCUACAACGUCUCUGGCUUUUGGGGGCAAUGCCCAUACACUCCCUUGCUCCUCUAGCCCUCCACUCCGGAGUCUAAGGUCUGAAGCCCUGUCCAAUCAAAAGCAAUUUUAAAAGAGCAUCCAAUCAGAUUCCCUGACAGAUAGGGAGCUGGCUUUGUUCAGAACUAUGGAUCUUUUUUUCUUCUCCCACUUCUCCUACCCACCCUGACCCAAGCUAACCUCUGUCAGGUGCUUCUUCUCCCUCUCCGUCUCUGGGAUUCUCUGCCUCGUCCUGUCGCCAGUGUCUGGCUGCUCCCUGCUGAGGGAAGCUCCAUAAUUAGGGCACUGGUGUUCAGGAACCGGAAAUGGGUUCCGUGUCAUUUGAAGACAUUGCUGUGGACUUCACCUGGGAUGAAUGGCAGCAUCUGGAUGUGGCACAGAGGAGACUCUACAGGGACGUGAUGCUGGAGAACUACAGCAGCCUCCUGUUCUUGGGACGGUGCAUGACCAAACCUGAGGUGAUCUUCAAGUUGGAGCAUGGAUUUGGGCCAUGGCCUGUGGUAGACUCCUCUGUCCGCAGCCUUCCAGGUAUUCAUAAAAUGCCUGCCCAGAAUGCAAAUGACCAGGAAAACCACAAAGGACAUUUGUGGCAAGUUGAAAUUGCCAACACCCAGACGCCGAAUGACAAAAGUGUUAAAGCAGACCUGAAGGUGUCCCGGAAACUCCAACCCGGGACAGCAUCCCAGGAAGAUAAAGGAUGUGUGAGGGCAUUGAUCCAGCAGCCUCAGCACACGAGGGGUCGGAGGAGUCACACACGUAAGAAAAGCGGUCGUCAUAAGUCACCUCUCAGUCACUGUCAGAGGCCUCUUAAUGAGGAGACGCUGUGUACACACAGACAGCACAGGAAGUCACAGGUGACGGGACAGAGAAGUCACGAAGGGGAGAAGCCAUAUGAAAACUCAGGAUGUGGGAAAGCCUCCCACACCAAGUCUCAGCAUCAGAGCACUCCCAGAGACGAGAAGCCCUACAAAUGUCUCGAAUGUGGGAAAUAUUUCUACUACAAGUCACAAAUCAUUGAGCACCAAAGAAGUCACACAGGUGAGAAGCCUUAUGAGUGUACAGAAUGUGGAAAGUCUUUCAGCUAUAAAUCACACCUCACUGUCCAUCACAGAAGUCAUACGGGUGAGAAGCGUCAUGAAUGUACAGAAUGUAGAAAAGAUUUUUACUAUAAGUCCCAACUCACACAGCACCAAAAAAGCCAUACGGGGGAGAAGCGCUAUGAAUGUACGCAGUGCCCUGAAGCUUUCUACUUUAAGAAACAACUUACCCAUCAUCAGAAAACUCAUAGUCCUGAAAAGCACUUUAAAUGUAAACAGUGUGGUAAAGCUUUCAACUGGAGGUCCAACCUGGCUGUGCAUCAGAAAAUCCACAGUGGGGAGAAGCCCUUUGAAUGUAAACAAUGUGGUAAAGCCUUUUACUGCAAGUCCCACCUCACCGUGCAUCAGAGAACUCAUGUAAAUAAAAAGCUUUAUCCGUGCUCACAGUGCAGGAAGGCAUUCUACUCUCAGGCACAGCUUGCUCUACAUCAGAGAAUUCACACUGAUGAGAAGCCCUAUGAGUGUAAACAGUGUGGCAAAACAUUCUACAGCAAGUCUGGGCUCACUGCACAUCAGAAAACGCAUACGGGCGAGAAGCCCUACGCAUGUAAAGAGUGUGGGAAGGCGUUCUAUAACAAGUACCUGCUCAUUGAGCAUCAUAGAGUCCAUACGGGCGAGAAGCCCUAUCAAUGUACAGAAUGCAGGAAAGCAUUUUUCUCCAAGAAACAUCUUUCUCUCCAUCAGAAAACUCACGCAAGUGAGAAGUCAUUUUAUUGUGCAGAGUGUGGGAAAGCUUUCUCCUGGAUGUCACACCUCACUCAGCAUCAGAGAAUUCAUACGGGUGAGAAGCCUUAUGCAUGUGAACAGUGUAGGAAGACUUACUACUUUAAGAGACAACUCACUCGACAUCAAAGAACUCAUACACACGAGGAGUCAUGAGGUAUAAAUAACACUGGCGAAUGCCACCUCUCUGUAUGAAAGAAAUAAGAGAGAAGCCCUGUGGUGAGUGUUGCAGAUACAGACAUUUUUGUCCCUCAUGCAUCCCUUACUCCAAGUCAGAUGAGAAAGCCUAAGAGAGUAAAGAAUGUAUGAACUCCUGCUGAAGUGUAUCAUCAGGAAUGAUUAAUGUAAAACCUGUGGACAUUUUCUAGUGUAAGUCAGGUCACUCAACCAAUGAGCCUAUACUGGGGUCUAUCUGCAAACACUGUUGGAAGGCAUGUUCCUCAUACUGUGUGUAAGAGAGUUCAUGCAUGGGGCUGUCUCCUAUGGAGUUAAAAACUAUACCAUAGCUUUCUCAUUCUUCCCAUUACUUCAGUGUAUUGUAGGUGGGGUAACACAGAACAUAAAGGACAGAGGAAGGUGUUCGAACAUUAAACCCCAUCAGUUCACACCUGAAAGCUUUUACAGGUGCAGGCCCAGUGACAUUAAUGAAAAUAGACACAUUUUGAGAUAGAAAUUGGACAUUUAGGAACUUGUUAUGUGAUAUGUCACAUAGAGCAAAAAGCAAAGCGAGAUGUAUUAUUUCAUGCUUUCAAUUCUAGGUCCUGAUACUGCAGGUUUACUAGGACUCAGCGAUUGAAGAUUGAACUUAGCAUCAUAGGCAGGUUCCGUUUGAUAUAAAGUAGAAAAGCCUUGUUGAAGUGCCCAUGUCAAGUUAUGACAUUGCAGCCCCUGUGUUAAAAACCCAUAUAAAUUCCCAGAUAUGAAGAGUAUAAGGAGUACCAAUACUUUUGAAAUGAACUUAAAAUUUAACCUAGAAUCAUUAAACCAAUACACAGGAUUAAACAUAAGAUUCCAGUAUGAAGACAUUCUUGAACUUAGCAACAUAGGCAGGUUCCAUUUGAUAUAAAGCAGAAAAGACUUCUUGACGUUCUCCCCUGUCAGACGAUGACAUUGUGACCCAUGUCUUUAAAACCCUCAGAAUCUAAAGAGUGCCAAAACUUGAAAUUUAUCUGGCAUCAGAAACCCAACACAGAAGAUUCCAGUAACAUUCUUGAAAUGAAAACAUUCUUGCCUCCGUAGUCCAGGUGGCUCUUUUUACAAGGAUUCACCAACUAUUUAUAGUAUAAAGACUCCAGAAACAGCACUCAGCCAUGCUUCCCACAGUACCAGCCCUCAGAGAGCUCAUGAACAUGAGAGCACAUUUGAAGCUCACACAUUAACUUGUCUUAAACGUGGCUCAGUGGCCGUGUGCUCAUCAGUCUUGUGCUGUGUGUCUGCCCACAGAACUUUUCACGUGUCAUCUUGAUUUAGGAUAUUUUUGUUCAUGUUCAUUUGUAAAUCAGUUCAAACUGUACACAAGAUUGAAUGCCUCCUCAGGCAUGAGAAUUUUAAAUAUGUUUACAUUUUUAUACUUGUUAACCUUUGAGACAAGCACUUGAUGUGUAGCCUAUGUGUCCUCAGGCUUCUGCAUCCUCAUUGGUAUAUAUCUAUACACACACACACACACAUACACACAUGUACAGAACAUUCACACCCAAUAGAAGUACAAGACAUUCUUUAUACAUUAAGACAUUGUACAUCAUAACAUCAGCAUAUGUGAUUUUCAUCUUAAUUUUCAAGUAGAAUUGUAUUUAAAUGUGCUAUUGGAGAUUAAAAUGUUAAACUGUACCCAAAUAAACAUAGUGAUAUUCCUUACCAAUAUAUACUUGGCAAUUUUUUUUCAGAUUUUUAUUCUUUAUAAUGCAUUGGAUGGAACCCACAGACUCAUGCGUGCUAGGCAAAUGCUCUACCAUAGCAUUUUAGGCAAGGUUUUGAUGAAUUUUUUGUCAUUACCAGAGCUUCAUAGUUGAAAUUAAUUGACUAAAGGCCACACAUACUAUUAAGUUGAUGUGCUUUAUAGAUAGUAGACUUCAUUUACUUGAGUGUCUUCAUCAUAACCACAAAGAAUAUGUGAAGUUUGCCUAAAAAUAUAGCAGUUGAAGGUUAGAGUACACCUCGCAACAUGGCAUCUGCCUUUGCGAGUGUACUUUAUAAUUGUAAUCCCCAACACCCACAAAUAAUAUAGAAAAACUUGGUCAGAAAGCAUAAUUCAAAGAGAAGGUACCAGCUUUAUUCAGAGCCAUGCCCUUAACCAUCUGAGCUGCACCAUCAGAAGUCUAAAAUAUUUCUCCAAAUAGUGCCACAAUUUCAAGAUCAAACACUUAGUACAUAAAUGUGGUAGAAAUUCCAUGUGCACAUAGUGAUUGUGUUUCCAAAUAGGUUAAUCAAUUAUUUAAGGAAGCGUGGGAGACUAUUAAUAAGGCAAAUGCAAUUAAAACUGAUAAACAAGAUAUCCAAAGCCUUUAGGAAUAAGGAGCACAUUUUAAUCAGAAUAAAAUAUGCACAGUAAAUAACAUCAUAAACAUGAGAGGGCUCCCCUUCUCAUAGGAGAAGGGGGAGAGUGAGGCUGAUAUGAUGUAAAGUAAAUGAAUAAAUUAAUUUAAAAGUGAAA
Molecule: messenger RNA, 15310 nt
Organism: Rattus norvegicus (Norway rat)
Lineage: Eukaryota; Metazoa; Chordata; Mammalia; Rodentia; Muridae
Gene: Zfp939
Product: zinc finger protein 939
Biological process (GO): regulation of DNA-templated transcription; negative regulation of transcription by RNA polymerase II
Cellular component (GO): nucleoplasm; nucleus
Molecular function (GO): DNA-binding transcription repressor activity, RNA polymerase II-specific; sequence-specific DNA binding
Source: RefSeq, a predicted model, not a curated record